CUAAGCAGUCCAGAGAGCAGCCUAACACCACCACUCACCACCACAUUGCACCUUGAAAGUGACCUAGAAGCCUUGGCCAAUCUGGAAAAUCAUGUAAAGACUGAGCCAAACAGCACAAACAGAAGUUGCGAACAGUCUUCCCAUGGUACCCUUGUAAAUGGAAAAUCCCCUGUCCGCAGUUCUAUUCAUCGGUCACCGAGAGGGGGAGGCGGCGGUGAUGGGACAAAUAAAGAUGAAGAUCCUAAUGAAGACUGGUGUGCAGUGUGCCAAAAUGGAGGAGACCUCUUAUGUUGUGAAAAGUGCCCAAAGGUUUUUCACCUUACAUGUCAUGUACCAACCCUCCUUAGUUUUCCAAGUGGUGAAUGGAUCUGCACAUUCUGUAGAGACAUAAACAAACCUGAACUGGAGUACGAUUGUGAUAAUUCUCAACACAGUAAGAAAGGGAAGACAGUGCAAGGCUUGAAUCCUGUGGACCAAAAGAAAUGUGAGCGACUGCUACUGUAUCUCUACUGCCAUGAAUUAAGCAUUGAGUUUCAAGAACCAGUUCCUGCAUCAAUACCAAAUUACUACAAAAUAAUAAAGAAGCCUAUGGAUCUAUCUACAGUGAAAAAGAAGCUGCAGAAAAAGCACUCACAACACUACCAGACACCUGAAGACUUUGUUGCAGAUGUCAGGCUAAUAUUUAAGAACUGUGAGAGGUUCAAUGAAGUAUGUUGAUGUUUUAAUUUUACUCUGUAUUGUUUUAUUUCUCUGCUCAGUGCAUGUUACCUUUGCGUAUAUUCAUUUACCUUUGCUUACCUUUCUUUUCCCUCUAUAUACCUAAAUACAUUUUUAUUUGGCUCUAAUUAACCUGCAUCUUUUUCGCAUCUUAACAAGCUAUGGGAUAGUUAUGUAUUAAUUUAAAAGAAUUGGUUGCUUUUAAGAAAAUGUUGUCAUGUAUUAGACUACUUUCUCAGUCUUGAAUUUCCUCUGUGAGCACUGUUGGCCUGACAUAAAGGGUUACUUAAGAGUCUAUCGGAGGAUGGCAUAACCUUGUGAAAGUCGCUGAUCAGAAGGAUGCAUUACUUAUGUAGUUCUGUACUGCUGUUCUCCUGAUUCCCCAGGACACUAAUCACCCUAGGCUCAAACAUAAGAUGCACAAUCAUUCACCCCUGAUAUUCAUUAGGUUCUGAUUGGCAGCUCUCUGACUAUACUGUGUCGGUAGAUAGCGGUCAGUCAGGAGCCAGUGUACAGAGGGAGUGGCACGUCUCUUGCUCGCCCUCAUAUGAGGAGAAUUGCUGCACAGAACCAUGUAAGCAAAUAAACCUAGUGACCAAUUCCCUUUAAAACCCUGGAUGACCAGCAGUUUGAACAUGAAGGAAUAAUUAGAAUUGACUCAUCUAGGUCAUGACACCUUCAGUCAGGAUACUGCCCCAUACCCUCUCCCAGGGAACAUUUUGAUCAGAACGUAGAGGCAGGGAGCAACACAGCUGCAGUAUUUUGGUAAAACACAGAUGAUACUUUUCUGCCCUGCACAUGACAACAGAACAUCUGUCAAAUUCACAUAAAAGUAUUCACAAAUGCAUCAUUGCUCUGACAAAUUCCUGCAAGGAAAAAUAAAAUAGUUUCGACAUAUGCAUACAGACAUUCAUACACAGUUACCCAUACCGGUGGCAGGAUAUACAUACAUUUAUAAACUUUUGGGUAAAAAGAGGACAUCCAUGGAUGUAUUUUUACAAAAAGCCUUCUCCAAACUGCAUUAAUGCACACAUUCAUAUUGCACAGUUUGUCAUCAUUUUCAUUAUUUCUACAGUUCCCACACCCAUACAAUUGUCAUAACACCCACAGAUUUAUAUGCUGAGAAAAUAUUGCUCACCUACAUUAAAGGGGUUAUCCACAAAUAGAAAAAAAGCAAAUGGCUUCCAAAAACAGCACCACACCUGUCCUUGGGUUGUGUGGGGUAUUACAACUUUGUUCCAUUCAAUGGAACUAAGCUCCAGUACCACACACAACCUGAGGGCAGGCGUGGUGCUUAUUGUUUUCUUUAUUUUUUUUAUUAUUUUUUAAAGAAAGCAGCUCUGUUUUUCUAAUCCUGGAUAACCCCUUU
Molecule: messenger RNA, 2086 nt
Organism: Hyla sarda
Lineage: Eukaryota; Metazoa; Chordata; Amphibia; Anura; Hylidae
Product: E3 ubiquitin-protein ligase TRIM33-like
Exons: 4
Molecular function (GO): protein binding
Source: RefSeq, a predicted model, not a curated record